GCGUUCUCCCUGCUCAGGCUCUUCCACCUACGUUUCGCAAUCCACUUAUACACCAAUCAUAGCGCGAAAAUUAUGGCAGGACACUGAGAGUGAAAAUACACUACCACAUCUGAUGUUAUAAGCGUCACUGAAGAAGCAGCUAUGCUUCCGACCACCAUUGCAUUAGUGUCAGACUUCUUCCACCCGAACGUCGGUGGCGUUGAGAGUCAUAUCUACAUGCUUGGAGCCAAUCUCAUUCAACGGGGACACCGAGUUAUUGCGAUCACACAUGCACACCCGCCAGAUCGUGUUGGUGUUCGCUGGUUAAUGCCCUCCCUCAAGGUUUACUACAUACCUUUCCCGACCAUAGCAUCCUCUGCUACUCUCCCAAAUUUCUUCACCUUUUUGCCGUAUUUGCGCACGAUCGUAUUGCGUGAGGGUGUAAAGCUCAUUCACGGUCAUGCUGGCUUGUCGUCCCUGGCACAUGAAGGUAUCCUUCAUGCUCACCUGAUGGGUGUACGGACUGUUUUUACAGAUCACAGUCUCUUUGGUUUCGAUGAUGCUGCGAGUAUCCUCACAAAUAAGCUACUGGAAGGUGCACUGCGCAACGUUGAUGCCGUUAUAUGCGUCUCGAAUACUGGACGAGAGAAUACUGUGCUUCGGGCACGUAUACCGCCUCAGUCGGUCUACGUCAUUCCCAACGCUUUAGUCGCUGAGCAAUUCAAACCUGCACCUAUGCUGGCACCAACCGACGUCGUGACUAUUGUAGUGCUUUCACGAUUGGCAUAUCGGAAGGGUAUAGAUCUUCUAGUUGCGACUGCCCCGCGUAUUUGUAAACUCUUUCCGAAUGUGCGGUUCCUAGUCGGUGGCGAUGGGCCGAAGCUGAUCGACUUGCUACAAAUGCGGGAGAAGAAUCAGCUGCAGGAUCGUAUAGAGUUACUUGGCAGUGUACCUCAUAGCAACGUCCGCGACGUUUUGGUGCAAGGGUCGAUCUUUCUGAACACUUCGCUCACAGAGGCAUUUGGUAUCGCGAUUGUGGAAGCUGCCUGCGCUGGUCUGUAUGUAGUCUCCACUCGUGUUGGAGGCGUGCCGGAAAUCUUGCCAGAGGAUAUGAUUUCUUUUGCCAACCCAGAUGAGGACGAUGUUAUUCGCGCGAUGUCCGAAGCGAUAGCAAUUGUGUCUCAAGGAAAACAUGACCCACACCGAGCACAUGAAUUCAUCAAAGGGUUCUAUGACUGGGCCUCAGUCGCCGAAAGAACUGAACGUGUGUACGAAGCUGUCUUCGAAACCGAGCCUUAUGACUUCUGGACCAGGAUGUAUCGUACAUUGGAUAUCGGGCGCUUUGUGGGACCGAUUUAUGCGAUCAUCCUCCUUGUCGAUUGUCUAUUCUUCAUGUUCCUAAAGUGGUUGAUGCCGGAAUGUGACCUUGAUAAGGUGGAGAUGCAUUGGGACCAAGGACAGUUCGUUCGGUUGGCAGAGCGUUACCGAGCAAAAACUCAAGCUGAACUUCAAGAUGAUAUGAAAGGACAAUCCAUUUCUACCCAAUGCUAGGACUCUUCUUUCCCGAUACCCUCGUUCAACGUAUACCUUGCUCAAACAUAGUGGCUUUCUAAAUCUGAAUCGAAGGUUGAUGCAGAUGGGCAUCCAUCAGAAAGCGUUGACAGCACUCCA
Messenger RNA from Somion occarium, 1650 nucleotides. NCBI's taxonomy places the organism in Eukaryota, Fungi, Basidiomycota, Agaricomycetes, Polyporales, Cerrenaceae. The record is from the annotation of a GenBank genome assembly.